Closterium sp. Yama58-4 is the source of this 2334-nucleotide messenger RNA. The record is from the annotation of a GenBank genome assembly. Lineage: Eukaryota; Viridiplantae; Streptophyta; Zygnematophyceae; Desmidiales; Closteriaceae.
AUGCCGAGGUCGGUGUCGACACACUCCGCGCAGUCGAUAUCCUCGCUUGCCUUCCGCGGUGUCUCCUAUACGGUUCAACGCAAGAAACUCCUGCAGCCGAAGUCGCAGCGCGUAACGAAGCAGCUUCUGUGCGACGUCUCCGCGUUCGCGAAGGCUGGCGAAGUUACUGCGAUAAUGGGAGCGAGCGGCUCGGGGAAAACCACGCUCCUCGACGUUCUCUCGGACCGCAUCUCUUCGCGCAACCUCACUGGGGAGAUCUCCUUGAACGGCGCUCCGGUGAAAGGCGACACGAUCCGACGGCUGUCCGCAUACGUGAUGCAAGACGACCUGAUGUUUCCCGCGCUGACGGUGCGCGAGACGCUCAUGUACGCCGCGGAGUUGCGGCUUCCGCCGACCGUUAGCCGCGCGGAGAAGGCGGAGAAGGUUCGCCGCCUCAUCCGCCUCCUGGGCCUCACCAAGGUGGAAAACUCCAAAGUCGGCGACGAAAACCACCGCGGCAUUUCCGGCGGCGAGAGGAAGCGCGUCGCGAUUGGCGUGGAAAUGAUCGGUGAUCCGAAGAUUUUGUUUCUGGAUGAGCCCACGUCGGGGCUGGACUCUACUAGCGCGUUCCGAGUCGUGAAGGUGAUUAAGAGAAUCGCGGUGCGGACGUGGAGUAUCGUGGUGAUGGUUUUGCACCAGCCGAGCUUCCGUCUUCUGGGUCUUUUGGAUCGGCUGCUGCUGCUCGGCGCGGGACGGAUGUUGUUUUUUGGGCCGCCCGCGCAGCUGCCCGAGUUCCUCUCUGCGUUCGGCUGCCCGCCGCCGCCGUUCGCAAACCCGACGGAAUUCGCUUUGGAUGUGAUCCAACGGCUGGGGCACGAGGCGGAGGGAGGCGCGAAGCGCGGCGAAGAAGUGGAAGGCGAGGAUGAUGACGGGGAGGAAUAUGACUUAGAUGGUACAGAGAUUAUAAACGGUGUUGGUGGUGUUGGCGAGUCGUCCCGCGGCAGUAGCGAGGGCGGCGAGAGUUUCUCCAUCCCGCCGAGUAGCCCCUCCUCUUGCUUCAGCCCGGAUCAGGCUGCAAUGGCGGCCGCGACUGCCGCGGCUGUAGCGGCGAGAACAGCGGCCGCGGCGGCGGCUGCAGCGGCCGCGGCGAACGGGAAUGAAACGGUCACUAUCCCUACAGGCGCCUCAUCAGGUGUUACUUCAGGUGCUUCGCCGGAUGCUCGAGUGGCGGAAGCGAACAGCGGCAGCGGCGGAGGUGCCAGCGCGCUGAUGGGGUUCCAGGGGGAGCGCCAAAGCGCGGGUGCGGCGCAGCUACAGCAUUUCGGAGAGCGCAAUUGCGCGGGCGCGGGCGCGGGCGCGCAGGCGCCGGAGCUCCGCGGCGAGCGCAAGUACGCGAACGGGUGGUGGCGGGAGCUGCGCGUGCUGAUGAGCCGGUCCGUGCGCGUCAUCGCGCGCACCCCCGCGCUGUACCUGCUGCGCCUGCUGCUGAUCAUGGUCACAGGGCUGCUCAUCGCGUCGCUCUUCUGGCGCCCGCCCUUCAACGCGGAAGGGCUGCACGAGCGGCUUGCGUUCAUCUCGUUCCUCGUGUGCACGCUAUUUUUCUCGUCCGCUGAUGCUACGCCACUCUUCAUCCAGGAGCGCAACAUCUUCAUCCGGGAGACGUCGCAGCACGCGUACCGGCCAUCCACAUACAUGGUGGCAUCGACGCUCGUGUACCUGCCUCUGCACGUGCUCAUGGCGAUCGCUAUCACUGCCGAGUCCUGGUGGUGUGUCAACCUGUCUGGCGGGGGAACCUCGUUUGGCUUCGUGGUGCUUGUCUGCUUCUGCUGCCUCUUCACAGGGAAUGCCUAUGCCACGUUCGUCAGUGCUGCUGUGAACAAUGUCGUCCUCGCCUACGCCAUAGUCAUCUCCACAAUGGCCAACUUCGCCCUCGUCUGUGGCUUCUACAUCCAGCGGCAGAGCAUCCCACCGUUCUGGAUCUGGCUGCACUACCUCUCACCAGUCAAGUACGCCUACGAGGCAGUCACGCUCAACGAGUUCUCCGCAGCCGGCCCCUCCACCUGCUACCAGCCCGCGGGGGAUCUCUUCGCCGCCACGCCUCUCUCCGUGCUCCUCUCGCCUGCUCAGGUGAAUCAGUCUCUGGCCAUGCUUCGUCCCGCGCUGGCCCGGUCGCCGUAUGUGCAUCUGUCGGUGGGGACGUGCUUACAGACAGGGCCGCAGCUGCUGGUGUAUUCGCUGGGGCUGACGCAGAUGAGCAAGUGGGAGUGUGUGGCGGUGCUGGUGGGGAUGGGGUGUGUGCUGCGGCUGCUGCACUGGUUGCUUCUGGUGAGGCUGUCUCGCACCAAGAGAGGAUGA